Messenger RNA from Brugia malayi, 627 nucleotides. RefSeq lists its product as uncharacterized. Gene Ontology annotation, cellular component: cytosol. NCBI's taxonomy places the organism in Eukaryota, Metazoa, Nematoda, Chromadorea, Rhabditida, Onchocercidae. The transcript has 7 exons. Gene Ontology annotation, biological process: glutathione metabolic process. Gene Ontology annotation, molecular function: glutathione transferase activity. The record is from RefSeq and is a predicted model, not a curated record. The coding region runs from base 1 to 627 and encodes 208 amino acids.
AUGAGUUAUAAACUGACGUAUUUUCCUAUCCGAGGCUUGGCUGAACCAAUUCGUUUAGUACUGGUUGAUCAAGGUAUAAAGUUUACUGACGAUCGUAUCAAUGCAAGUGAUUGGCCUUCCAUGAAAUCACACUUUCAUUUCGGACAACUACCUUGUCUUUACGAUGGUGAUCAUCAAAUUGUGCAGUCCGGUGCUAUUCUGAGACAUCUUGCUCGCAAACAUAAUUUAAAUGGUGGAAAUGAACUGGAAACGACACAUAUUGAUAUGUUCUGUGAAGGCGUCCGUGAUCUGCACACCAAAUAUACGAAAAUGAUUUACCAGGCUUAUGACACUGAAAAGGAUUCCUACAUAAAAGAUAUAUUGCCAGUAGAGCUGGCGAAAUUUGAAAAGUUGCUUGCUACACGAGACGAUGGAAAAAAUUUCAUUCUAGGAGAAAAGAUUUCAUACGUAGAUUUCGUCCUUUUCGAAGAACUUGACAUUCAUCAGAUCCUGGAUCCGCACUGUUUGGAUAAAUUUCCACUUUUAAAAGCUUAUCAUCAACGAAUGGAAGAUAGACCUGGACUUAAGGAGUACUGCAAGCAGCGUAAUAGAGCAAAAAUACCAGUGAAUGGAAAUGGAAAACAGUGA